UCCGGCUUCGCCAUAGGAACACGUGUAGGGUGUAAAGUGUCGAGCUGAAGAGAGCAACAGCAUCAAACUUCAGCUUUUGCCCACCUCAGCGUGGUCUUUAACAUUUUUUUUUGUCUGUGAACGGCUUUGCCGACUAAGUGGUCAACAUGGUGAAGCCUAAGUUUAAGGGGAAAAGCUCGAUAAACCCCUCGUCGUCCAGCAGCAACCCCGAUCGAGCCAAAGGUGCUGGUGGGAACAACAUGAGGGACCGAGCCACUAUCAAGCGUCUGAAUAUGUACAGACAAAAGCAGAGAUGUAAUAGCCGUGGAAAAGUCAUCAAACCGCUACAGUACCAGUCCACAGUAGCUCCAGGGACUCAGGCCAGAGUGGAGCCUAACAUCAAAUGGUUUGCAAAUACACGCGUGAUCAAGCAGUCAUCCCUGCAGAAGUUCCAGGAAGAGAUGGGAGCAGUUCAGAAGGAUCCAUAUCGUGUGGUGAUGAGACAAAGCAAACUGCCUAUGUCCCUCUUGCAUGAUCGAGUCAAAGCCCAUAACUCUAAGGUGCACAUUCUAGACACGGAGGGAUUCGAGACCACGUUUGGACCCAAGGCCCAAAGGAAGAGGCCCAGUCUCAUGGUGGGGGAUGUAAAGGACCUCGUGGAGCAAGCUGAGGCCUCGGCCCUGAGCUACGAUGCAGACAAGGACAAAAACCUGGUUACCGAGGACACAGGGGUCCGGGAUGAAGUACGCGAGGAGAUUUUCAAAAAGGGUCAGUCAAAGAGGAUCUGGGGAGAACUUUACAAGGUGAUUGACUCAUCUGAUGUCAUAAUCCAAGUGCUGGAUGCACGUGAUCCCAUGGGAACGCGCUCCAAGAGCAUCGAGACAUAUAUGAAGAAAGAGAAACCUUGGAAACAUCUGAUCUUUGUUUUGAACAAGUGUGACCUCAUCCCUACCUGGGUGACGAAACGUUGGGUAGCUGUUCUGUCCCAAGAAUACCCGACUCUGGCUUUCCACGCCAGCCUCACCAACUCGUUUGGUAAGGGCUCCCUCAUCCAGCUGCUCAGGCAGUUUGGCAAGCUCCACACAGACAAAAAGCAGAUAAGUGUGGGUUUUAUUGGCUAUCCAAAUGUGGGAAAGAGCUCAGUCAUCAACACUCUGCGGUCUAAGAAGGUCUGCAACGUGGCCCCCCUCGCCGGAGAAACAAAGGUGUGGCAGUACAUCACGUUGAUGAGGCGCAUCUUUCUCAUCGACUGCCCCGGUGUCGUCUACCCGUCAGAAGACAGCGAAUCUGAUAUUGUAUUAAAAGGAGUGGUUCAAGUGGAGAAGAUCAAGAAUCCAGAGGAGCACAUUGGGGCGGUGCUCGAGCGUGCCAAGCCAGAAUAUAUUCAGAAAACUUACCGCAUCCCUACUUGGAAAUCUGCUGAAGACUUUCUUGAGAAGCUGGCUUUUCGCACUGGGAAACUUCUAAAGGGGGGUGAGCCAGAUCUUUCCACAGUCUCUAAAAUGGUGUUGAAUGACUGGCAAAGAGGACGCAUCCCCUUCUUUGUAAAACCUCCUGGACCUGAAGGAGAUGAAGAGGACCAGAAGCUGUUGCCAGUUGAAGGACCAUCAGAGGUUCUGGAGAAUGCGCAAGAGGAACAGCCAGACAACCCAGACGCCAUCACAGAGACACAUGAGGAGCAGAAGCAGCAGCAGCAGCAGAGAGAGAAGGAGCAGGUCAAGAAGAUUCUGGCAAAUGUCCGACAGAACUUCGGCAAAAUCAACGUGGCGCCUGAGUUCAGCGAGGAAGACUUGGUUCCCGUGGAGAUGCCAGACCUGGACAUGUCUGACCUUUCCGGCUCUGACGGCGAGGAAGAGUGCGAGGAAGACGAGGACGGCGAGGAAGAUGGGGCCAGCGCUACACCAGCAGACGGAGACAGCGAGGACGCCGAGCCUACAACCUCUCAGAAUGACAAGGCAAAAGGCAACAAGAGUUCACGGGAGGUCAUACGCGAGCUGGACGAGAAGAUCGCCAAGUACAAGCAGUUCUUGGACCGAGCCAAAUCCAAGCGCUUCUCUGCAAUCCGGAUACCUAAGGCGCUUUCUGACAAAGUGUUCACAGACAUCAAGACUAAACAAGCAGCAGCGGCGGCGAAACAAGCACAAAUGAAAGCUGUAAAUCAGAGGGGCAAGAAGAGAAAAGCUGAUGAGGAGUCCAACCAGGCUGACAGACUGACAUCUAAACAGAGAAGAGCCAUGGACCGUGCUAUGAAGGCGAAGAAAGUUGGCGUGCGUUAUUACGAAACGCACAAUGUGAAAAACAAGAACAAGAACAGAAAGGCCCCAGCAGCAGCCACAGAAGGCCAAAAGACCAAAAGAUCAAAGCACUAGACUGGCAAAACACAACAUACGUCAUUGACCUGUAUUUAAAUUAGCCAAAAAGGCUUUGUUUUAUUGAAUCACAACUUGGUAAGUGGUGCAAAGGUAACUGAGUGUUAAAUGAAUCAGGUGGCCACUUAAUGCCUUACGGUGACCUCGACUCUCCCACAAGGAAAUCACUCUGCCUUGCCUUUUCAACUUUCUUCAACCCAGAACUGUUUUUGAAUGACAUUUCAUUCAUCAUUUACAAAUGUACAGCUCUCUUGAUGUUCAAGAGAAAUGUGCAGUAAUUGUUUGAAGUAUAUUUGUCAUGCCAUGCUGAUAAGAAAAAUUAAAUAUUUACUAAACUAAA
Messenger RNA from Stegastes partitus (bicolor damselfish), 2688 nucleotides. RefSeq names its product G protein nucleolar 2 (gene gnl2). Gene Ontology annotation, cellular component: nucleolus. Gene Ontology annotation, molecular function: GTP binding. The record is from RefSeq and is a predicted model, not a curated record. The transcript is spliced from 16 exons. Bases 147 to 2348 code for a protein of 733 amino acids. NCBI's taxonomy places the organism in Eukaryota, Metazoa, Chordata, Actinopteri, Pomacentridae.